Molecule: messenger RNA, 3558 nt
Organism: Lactuca virosa
Lineage: Eukaryota; Viridiplantae; Streptophyta; Magnoliopsida; Asterales; Asteraceae
Source: the annotation of a GenBank genome assembly
AUGAAGAGAUCGUUUUCGUUUAGCUUUCUGGUUAUGGUGACGUGUUUUUGUUCUGCUUUGGUUAUGAGUCAAGAAGACGAUGUUCAGAGAUUAUUGUCGUUCAAGAAAUCGUCGGUUGAUUCUGAUACAAACGGUGUUUUAUCAGACUGGAUGUCUACAUCGACGUCGUCGCCGUGUUCAUGGCGGGGGGUGGUUUGUUCGAAAGACAGCCGCGUCACCGCCGUCAAUCUCACCGGUGGAUACCUCUUCGGUACACUUAACCUCUCUGAUCUCAUGUCGAUUUCCACUCUUUCUGAUAUUUAUUUCGCCGGAAACUAUUUCUCCGGGAACCUUUCUUUCUCUUCUUCUUCUUGUUCGCUUCAAACGAUUGAUUUAUCGGCGAAUAACUUCUCGGCGACUUUGGACGUUCAGUCGUUGUUUCUGACAUGCACUAGCCUUCGUUCUCUAAGCUUAUCAAAAAACAAACUUUCCGAUUCUUCAGUUCUGUCUGUUUCUCUCUCCAACUGUGCGAAUAUGAUCAUGCUUAAUUUCUCCGGCAAUAAGUUCGCCGGAAACCUUCCGAGCACUCUCGCUUCUUGCAAGUAUCUUUCAUCUCUAGACCUUUCCAACAACUGGCUUUCAGGUGAUAUACCUAUUGGUUUUAUCCCCAAAGGACCAUUCACUCUUAAAUUCCUUGAUCUUUCCGGCAACAACCUCACCGGAAAAUUCCAAAAUCUUGACUUUGGGAGCUGCCAGAAUCUUACUGUGAUUAAUCUUUCUAGAAACGAAAUCUCCGGGAGUGGUUUCCCGUUUAGCUUCACAAACUGUCAUCUUCUCGAGCGGUUUGACAUCAGCCACAAUGCUUUACGUAUGAAGAUUCCAGGGGUGAUGAUCGGAAAUUUUAAGAGCUUAAAAAGCCUGUCGUUAGCUUACAAUCAGUUUUUCGGGGAGAUUCCGUCGGAGGUUGGAAACGCUUGCAGCACACUCGAGGAACUUGAUCUUUCCGGCAACCAAUUAACUGACGCGCUUCCGUCGACAUUCCGUUCAUGUGCUUCACUCUCCACGCUCAAUCUGGCUCACAAUUAUCUCUCCGGCGAUUUUUUAACGACUGUCGUAAGUUCCAUGUCGAGUUUGAAGUAUCUGUCGGCGUCGUUCAACAACAUCACCGGGAAUUUACCGAUGGCGUUAGCAAACUGUAGUCAGCUUCAAGUCAUCGACUUGAGUUCUAAUGAUUUUACAGGGAACAUACCUUCUGAAUUCUGUUCAGCAACGACGCCGUUUUCGUCACUCGAGAAAUUACUGUUGGCUAAUAAUUACCUAUCGGGAAUUAUACCAAGUAGUCUCGGAAGCUGUAAAACUUUGCAAACGAUUGAUCUCAGUUUCAACAGCCUCACCGGUGCAAUUCCGUCGGAAAUAUGGAAUCUCCCGAUGAUUUUGGACGUCGUAAUGUGGGCUAAUAACCUCACCGGUGAAAUCCCGGAGGGAAUUUGCGUCAAAGGAGGAAACCUUCAAACGUUGAUUUUGAACAACAAUCUUAUCACGGGAACACUCCCGAAUUCAAUCGCGAGUUGCACGAAUCUGCUUUGGGUUUCGCUUUCGAACAACAAACUGACCGGAGAAAUCCCAAACGGAAUCGGGAAUUUAAUCAAUCUCGCUAUUCUUCAAUUGGGGAACAAUUCACUCACCGGCGGCGUUCCGUUAGGGCUUGGGAAGUGUAAAAGCUUGAUUUGGCUCGAUUUGAAUAGUAAUUCUCUCGAUGGGAUGCUCCCGAAAGAACUUGCCGAUUCAGCCGGGUUUGUUUCUCCGGGACCGGUCUCUGGGAAACAGUUUGCGUUCGUGAGGAAUGAAGGUGGCACCGCCUGUAGAUUCGCCGGAGGAUUGGUUGAAUUCGAAGGAAUACGAAAAGAGAGACUCGAAGGGUUUCUGAAUUACCAUUUUUGUCCAUCCACCAGAAUCUAUUCCGGUUUGACAAUGUACAAUUACGGGAGUAACGGCAGCAUGAUCUAUCUUGAUCUGUCGUACAAUCUGUUAACCGGAAGUAUUCCUGAAAGCUAUGGUUCCUUAAGCUACUUGCAGGUUUUGGAUUUGAAGAACAAUAAUCUCAGCGGAGAUAUUCCAUCCAGUCUUGGGAACUUAAAAACAGCUCUUCUUCUCGAUCUUUCUCAUAAUUCUCUGCAAGGAUUCAUCCCGGGAUCAUUAGGAGGUCUCUCAUUUCUCAACGACUUCGACGUGUCAAACAACAAUCUCACCGGCCCGAUCCCUGCCGGCGGACAGCUCACCACUUUCCCGGCGGAGAAAUACCAGAACAAUUCCGGUCUCUGUGGGUUGCCAUUGAUUCCUUGCGGUUCCGUAAACGGCCAUUCCGGUGUUAAACAUGGACGAAAGAGAACAGCCUCCAUGGCCACAGGUGUGGUGGUCGGGAUUUUGGUGUCUCUUAUAUGCAUCAUGAUCCUUACAUUUAUUCUAUUCAAAAUGAAACGAUACCAAAAGAAGGUGGAAACUCGAGAUAAAUACAUCGAAAGCCUGUCGACUUCCGGAAGCAGCAGCUGGAAACUCUCCGGUGUUCCAGAACCUUUAAGCAUCAACAUCGCCACCUUCGAGAAGCCAUUGAGAAAAUUAACAUUCGGCCAUUUACUCGAAGCUACAAACGGUUUCAGCGCCGACACAUUAAUCGGCUCCGGUGGGUUUGGGGACGUUUACAAAGCCCAAUUAAAAGACGGAAGUGUCGUCGCCAUUAAAAAGCUUAUACACGUCACAAGUCAAGGAGAUAGAGAAUUCAUGGCGGAAAUGGAAACAAUCGGGAAAAUCAAACAUCGUAAUCUGGUUCCUUUAUUAGGGUACUGUAAAAUCGGAGAAGAACGACUUUUGGUUUACGAGUACAUGAAAUGGGGAAGUUUAGAAGCUGUUCUUCACGAUCGAGUCAAAGGCGGUGGUUGUGUUCCAAUUCUAAACUGGGGAUCGAGAAAGAAGAUAGCUAUUGGAUCAGCAAGAGGGUUAGCGUUUCUUCACCAUAGCUGUAUACCUCAUAUUAUUCAUCGUGAUAUGAAAUCCUCCAAUGUUCUUCUCGAUGAAGAUUUUGAAGCUAGGGUUUCAGAUUUUGGAAUGGCGAGACUUGUGAACGCGUUAGACACUCAUUUAAGUGUGAGUACACUCGCCGGAACUCCAGGAUAUGUCCCGCCGGAAUACUACCAGAGUUUCCGGUGUACUGCAAAAGGAGAUGUUUACAGCUAUGGAGUUGUGCUUUUAGAGCUUCUCUCCGGUAAGAAACCGAUUGAUACAAUGGAGUUUGGUGAUGAUAAUAACCUUGUUGGAUGGGCGAAACAGAUGCAGAGAGAAAGAAGAAUACGUGAUAUUUUGGAUCCUGAAUUGUUAUCGGAUCAAUCAUAUGAAUCUGAAUUGUUUCAUUGUUUGAAGAUUUCGUUUCAGUGUGUUGAUGAUAAGUCAUGGAGAAGGCCGACAAUGAUUCAAGUGAUGGCAAUGUUUAAAGAGUUGCAGGAAGAUUCAGGGAGUGAUAUUCUUGACGGGAUGUCGAUGAAAAGUUCAGUGAUUGAUGAAUCUCAAGAGAAAGAUCACAACUGA